This is a messenger RNA of Mirounga angustirostris (Northern elephant seal), 1187 nucleotides long. It is a transcript of the gene TIFAB, whose product is annotated as TIFA inhibitor. Lineage: Eukaryota; Metazoa; Chordata; Mammalia; Carnivora; Phocidae. The record is from RefSeq and is a predicted model, not a curated record. Gene Ontology annotation, molecular function: protein binding. The transcript has 2 exons. Gene Ontology annotation, biological process: canonical NF-kappaB signal transduction.
AUGUCAGGCGCAGAUGGGCCCCUGGCAGAAAGGCUCGUGUCCACAGAGAGGGCCCUCACGGUCCUGCAUGUGAGCCUGCAUCACCCCGCGCAGGACCCGGACACCUUUGCCAACGUCCCAGCACGGCUGUAGCAUGACACCAGCCCGCUGCUGGUGGGGCGCGGCCCGGAUGCCCACCUCCGGCUACAGCUCCCCCGCCUCUCCCGCCGACACCUGUCGCUGGAGCCCUACCGGGAGAAGGGCAGCGCUCUGCUGACCUUCUGCCUGAAGGCCCUGAGCCGCAAGGGCUGCGUGUGGGCCAACGGGCUGACUCUGAGGUUCCUGGAGCAGGUUCCCCUGAGCGUGGUCAACAGGGUCGCCUUCUCCGGCAUCCAGAUGGUAGUCCGCGUAGAGGGAGGCACCUCCCUGGAGGCUUUCGUCUGCUGCUUCCAUCUCAGCCCCUCGCCCCUGAUUCACAGGCCCCAGGCUGAGGAGACUGAUGAAUGGGAGAGCACCUCCCAGGAGCAGCUUCCCCCAAGUUCAGGGCACUGGGCUCCAGGUCACCUGGGGCUUCUCCAUGGCCGUUCCCUGCCAAGCCCUGGAGGAGGAGCAGAAACACAGCUCUAGAAGGAGACCUCAGACAGCGCUUGCCCCGCCGGCUGCCCAGAGCAAGCCUCACCCGUAAGAGGACUUGAACUCUUAGAGCGACACCACGCGAGGUUGACAAGAAAGACCUGCUUGGUAAUAAUGAACUGAUUGGGCAAACACGAACAGCCUGGGGUGGGGGAGCGCCCUCCACGGUUACAGCUAUGCCAGGUAAUGGGAACUUCAUAUACUUUUAGAGGCCCUGAGGGGUUCUGAGAGCCUCUCUCAAGCCUUUCCCCACAUUUCCCUCCUCUUGUCUGCCUAGGAGUUACUUUAUGUUGCUAAUUUCGCCUGCUGCUCAAGAGCUGGAGUUUGAGGUUGCACCAGGAAUGCAUGGACACAUGUAACAAUUACGUUUGUGGUAGCUCGGGGUUACCUUGGCCUUUCAAAUACCCACAGGCACUCCGGGCUUAGGGAAGCCUGUGUUUAAUAAACUGCAAGUAUUUCAUUAAGCUGGCAUACCCAGUAGGAUUCCCUGAUCCCCAGAUGGGCUGCAUGCGCGCCACGUUGUCACAGAGGCGGGGGCGGGGAAAUAGAGAAGAGGUGUAAGAGGAAAUUGGAAA